This is a messenger RNA of Xiphophorus maculatus (southern platyfish), 3197 nucleotides long. It is a transcript of the gene ropn1l, whose product is annotated as rhophilin associated tail protein 1 like. The coding region runs from base 129 to 806 and encodes 225 amino acids. The record is from RefSeq and is a predicted model, not a curated record. The transcript is spliced from 6 exons. NCBI's taxonomy places the organism in Eukaryota, Metazoa, Chordata, Actinopteri, Cyprinodontiformes, Poeciliidae.
ACAUAUUACAAUACUGUGUGUUCCAAACAGCUGCAUUUUAACCUCUCGGCUCGCCUUUAAUUAAAAAAAUUCUUCUUUUUUUUUGUUGUUUUUUUUUAGUCUUUGUCCACAGCCGUUAUUCUCCAGGCAUGCCUCUUCCAGACACAUUCUAUUGCGCCCAACAAAUCAACAUCCCUCCCGAGCUACCGGACAUCCUCAAAAGCUUCACCAAGGCAGCUAUCCGAACACAGCCCAAAGAUUUGCUGCAGUGGUGUUCAGCAUACUUCAAUGCACUGGCCAAAGGGGAGUGUCUUCCAGUAAAGGAGAGGCUGGAGAUGAAUGUUGCCACUCAGAAGACUGACACUGGACUGACUCCAGGUCUACUGAAGAUCCUCCAUAAGCAGUUGUCUCCAAAUGAAACUUGCAGCAAAGAGGAUGUGCAGCUGAAAUGGAAGGCUCUAUGUCUUCCCAUGGAACAACUGGAGGCUCUGCUAUCGUUGGGCAGCUUUGAUUCGAAAAUCAACUGGAUGGAGUUUUUUGCCCUGGGCUGUAGUGCUCUUGGAGGGACUCUUAUAAGCUCUAUGAAGUACGCCUGUGAGAUCCUGACAACUGAUGAGGAGGGUGGCCCUUCGAGGAUCCCAUUCGAUACCUUCUCCCAUCUCUACACCUACUUGGCUCAACUAGAGGGGGACAAAGCAGAGGACCACACUGAGACCUUCCUCCACAGCCUGAUGCCACUAAUCAACAAGCAGAACGGCAUGAUUCAAGUUUCCAACUUCUACCCCAGGAGGAAGUUUGUGGUCAAAAAAAUGCCUAUGGAAGACUAAAAGAAGCAACAGAAGAAAGGAAGGGAGUCAUUGUGGUGAAUUAUUAAAAGAACCCAUGAGUACUCCAACUCGUCCCAUUAAUUGUUAGAAAUACUCAUUCUGUCUAAAUGUUGAUGUAAAGGUGAAGCAGCUAAUGUCAGGGCUAAUGAGAUUGCUUUUUCUGAGCAUGAACAGAGGUACACAACUGCCUCACAGCCUGUGUUUUAUUCCUCAUUUUCUUUUGCCUGGAUUAGCCUAAGUUCAUUUAUCAUCCAUGGAAACUAUCAGCUUACAGUCUCACCAUUACUGGCCUUUUAUCUUGGGUAUUCAUUCUUCCUGAGCAAACGAAGAAGAGGAAGAGAUUAGCAUCAGAGCACAAUUUCCAGCUCAGUUCAGAGGCUUGUGUUUUGUUCACCUUUGGGUUGUCAUGCAAGACGCUCAAAGCAAAAGCAUAUUCUGAAGACGUGUUCUCAUGUGGCAAACCGAGACUCUGUUUUCUUCUGAAAGCAUCCUCCGUUCUUACACACAUGCACCGAACACUGCCUCUUGCAGGGCUGCAGCUGUGAUCAAUUCGAGGCGACUGAAGGGCAGAUAGAACGACCGAUAACUUAAUAACAGCGGUCUCUCCACCCAUGUGACACAACACAGAAGGAAUGUUGUCAGGUCUUAAAACAGACAUGUUCAAGAUGACCCCCAGAGAAAUAGUCUGGCAGUGUCUUGACAAUAACAAAUUCAAUUCUUUGGAAUCUGCCCAGAAAGCCACUCUGUUUGCAAAAUGCUUUUAUCGUAUAAAACAUACAAAUACAAAAAUGUUAUUAAAGAAACUUCUUGAAUGAGUUAAUGUAAUUCAGCAAAUUGAGCUGCAUUACAUAAAAAAUGGAUAUAAUGUCAAGUAAAUAUAUUCAUACCCCUCAAACAUUGUUCAGAUUGUCUCACAUUACAGGUACAACAACAUUGUUUUUAACUAGCAUUAACUGAAAGUAAUGCAUAAUUAUGAUAUGGAAGAAAAAGCCAUCGAUCCACUGUCUAUAAAGAAAGCUAAUUGGGCGAGAGGUGAGGUACAACCUGGAAAGGUCACCAGUUCAUCACAGGGCAAAACAGAGACAACACAAAGAACAUUCUUAGACUUUGCAAUUACGUGCUAUGUGGUGAUGGUAUAUCACAUUAAAAUGUCCCAUAAUUUACAAAAAACAAAAAUGUGGAAAAUUCAAGAGGUAUGACUGUAGAUAACUAAGGUUAUACUCCAGAAUAUAUAACAAUAUACUGUAUAUUAGUACUAAUUUGUAAAAUAACUAAAUAAAUAAAAAAUAGAGACUUGAACUUGCAAAUUGCUGUUUUCUAUAUACAACAAUGCAGAGAAGCUAUACACUGUCAAUUCAAUGAAGCUAUAACUCUGUUCCUAGAAAGAGUAUGAUUCACUUCUAUUGGGACCUAUAGGUUCAUUUUGUUGCUUAGGAAGUAGAGAGUGGAUAUUGUUGCACUGUGAUUCUGAGGUAUAUCACUAACAGAGGAAAUUGGUGUUUCAAUAAUCAAGGAAGUGAUCAUUUACCCUUCUUACAAUUAUAGAGACCCACCUUGUCAGGUAAAACCUGUCCUUGUUGAUUGCCCUGGUAAAGUAGAUUAUGCUCUUAUUCAUGAAUAAUUCACUCAAAGCAAUACCCCAUGAACUUGUUGUUUUAACAUGAAGAUGCAUUCCUGUAUUUACUGACCUUUUGGUGUUCUGAUACCUUCCCCCCCGGGAUGCUAUCAACUGAACAUCUGUUUUCAUAUCCUUAAGUUUCCUGAUAUAUAUACCUAAUUUUUAGUCUGGGCAACUCACUUCUAUUUCCAGGAUUCAUCUUCGGGAAACAAUGGUCACAUUUACAGCUUCGGUCCUGUAAGUCCCAUUGUUUUAAAGGUGUUGAAACAUGGAAAGAAUAUGAUGUCAUUGCAAAUAUGUCAGCCCUGUAGGAAUCUCUGCUGCAGGGCGGACCUUAUUGCACCAUUUUUAUUGUUUCUUUUUUGUUUUUCGAAGCUUUGCCUAUAAGAUCACAUCUCCGGGGAAUCAGGGAAAGUUGCAGAACAGUGUGUAACAGGCAAGAGGAGAGAAAACGGACACAAAGACCCCCUGAUAGUGUUCUUGUGUGUAGCUGUUGUGUAACAGUUCUAAGGGUAAGGAAAAGGGAAAACAUGAUUCAUGUUGUUUUCUGAUGGUGUUGAGCAUAUCUAGCUGCUCUGUGGUGAGAGAUAACUCAUUUAUUUAUUUAUUUAUUUAUUGUGUAUGUUUGUGUCUGGUGAAUGUGGGAGACUUCGCCUAAAAAAAUAGUUAACAUACUUCAAAUGUGUCUUUUGCAGGGCAAUCCAGGAUGGGAUGAUAAAACCUGUGAACUUCAUCCACAUGCAUGACACGGAUUCAACUUCGUAGCAUCUAGA